CUUCUUUCGACGACACCUGCCGCAUCCAUUCGACAAGUGCCGAAUUAACAUCUUGCAUCUUCAUCCGUAAUUGACCACACCAUAUAGUAUGGCCGCCAGUUAUCGAGGAUCAGAGGAGCCUUCACCUGAGAUCCCGUCUACGCAAUUCAUCCCCGAAGCCAACGAUGCGGACAACCUGUAUGAAGCUGUAGAGAUUAUGGACGAGAGAGGGGCACCUGUAGACGGGGAAUACCUCAUUAAAUGGUCCGGCACGGACGAGUACGGUCGUCCAUGGAAACCAUCAUGGGAAAAGAAGAGUGGAUGUACGGACGCGCUCAUUAUGGAGUGGAAGGAAAAGAAGAGGCGACAUCCAACGAUUGUCGGGAAGGAAGGCGAAAAGUUGAAGAAGUUAGAGAAGCAAGAGAGGGCGCCAAAGACAAAGAAGAGGAAGAGGAAGAGUGAAAUAACGGUGAAGAGGGAGCCUGGAGUUACACCUGUGAAGAAGAGUAGGACGUCGGUCGGCAAGGUUGCCGCGCGAUCUACAGCAAGUGUCGACUCUCCUGCAUCAACCUCCAAGGCUGGUCGCAAAAGUAGAGUUUCUCUUGCUUCAAUUUCAGCCGGGACGCUUUCCGAGUCUCCAGCACCCGUUGCCGGUCCCAGUCGUAGUCGUUCAUCUGUCAACGACCAUGAAGAUGUUUCGGAAGACAGCGAGGGGUCAACCCAUGCCACCAGGCGUGGAGGCAUGACCCGCUUCCGGUCUCGAGAAUCACAAAUUGAACCUAACUCUCCGGAAGUUCAACGUUCUCGUGCGCCGUUAUUGAAGUCCUUGUCGGCAAAGGCGACAUCUCCCCCGAAAUCCGAUCAAAGACCGAAGAAAAGUGUCACCACCCUCUCAGGACCAAAAUCUCGAGAAUCUCCGUCCCAGUCUUCUCUGCAACGUACAGUCAUUCCGUCGCAUUUACUAUCUCCUAAUUCUCGGGCACGCAACGGUGACAAAUCCCCAUUGUUUUUGCCGAACAGCAGUCUUGAGUCCAACGAUACUGUUGAGCCCUCUCAUACAAUAGGGUCUGCAGUGACCUCACAGAUUGAAGCUAUUGAACGAUUCUCUAGCCCACCAUUCAUGAGACAUGAAUUACUGGCUCGUGGACAGGAAGAAGUUAGGAGGUUGGCUGAAGGAGGGCGUUCAGGAGUUUAUCGCGCGGGCGACAGCGACGACGAGGAAUUGCAAGUCAUCGCGAAACCUCCAAACAAGGGCAAGGGAAGAGCAAAUGAAAACAUCGAUGACGAUGAAGAAGUUGUCGAAGCCGAUAACAUCCUCUCCUCUCCUAACUUCAACCUCAACGAAUUUCCGUCAUCUAAACGCCCAGCCUCAGUAGCUCGUGGGCCAUCACCUUAUGGCCAACAUCCCGCUGUCGUCGAUUUGGAAAAUGCGAAGAAAAAGGUUACCUUGCUAGAGGGAGAGCUUACUUAUUCGGAGAAAGCAAGAAAAAAGGCAGAGGAGCGCCCCAAGGAUUUUAUCGAUCCUGCGGAGCUCAGUAAAGCCAAGAAGGAUAUCGAGCGGUUAAAAGCAGAGUUGAAGGAUGCCCAGGAUGCUAGAAUAAGCGCCGAAGAUUUGUUGGCUCAUAGCGGUAACGACGAAGCGACAAAGAUAUCGAAGCUACGCGAACAGAUCAACGGCUUGAGGGAACGCCUUAUGGCUGUUCAGGCGGAAAAGGGUGAUCUGGAAGAAAAGCUUAAGGAAAAUCCUGGUUCUAAGGAAUUGGCCGAGGUGCAGAAAGAGUUGGACGAACAGUUAAAGGAAAAGAAGGGUUUGGAGCUGGAAAAAGAAUCCUUCAAAUUGCUUCUCAGCUCGCUCAAUGACGAUCUGGAUGCCGUCAAAAAAGAGUUGCAGAUUUCAAAUGCCCAAAAUGCCAAGCUGGAAAAAAAGGUGAACGAUUCCGACAGCGCAGAGCUUGUCAAGUUGCGGAAAGAGAUAGAAGAUUUGCGAGCCAAACUGGGCAGUGUGACCAUGGAGAAGGAAGAGUUGAAGCAUCAAUUGAUGAACCAUCCUGAUACGGCUGAACUUGCCAAGGUUCGAGAACAAGUCAAAGACUUCAACAGCGUCAUUAACCAGGCUCUCUUCGAGAAGAAAAAGCUCGAGGAAUAUCUUGCCAACCAUCCCGACACUGCUGCCCUCGCCGAUGCCAGAUCCGAACUCAAGUCUCUUUCUUCGCAACUUGAGGAAGCUAAACAAUCCCUUUCAUCCUCCGAUGCUGAAGUGGAACUUCUCCGAGAGCGUAUUGCCUCUGCUGAAAGAUCUCACAAGAACUUGGUCGAGGACAACGCCUUCAUGCGUAAGCAGUAUGAUGAGGCGAGUAACAGGGCAGUCGCGGAAGUACAGCAAGCCAAUCUGCUGCGCGAUCAGAUCAAACACCUGACCGGACAGCUCAAGUUUGGUCUUAAACAGCGUGAAAUCUUUAAUGCAACCGUCGCUGCUCAGCGGAAUGACGAGACCCGCAAACUUCGCGCUCAGGUCAAAGUCCUCCUCGACCAAUCCCGCCGAACAGACGAUGAUAUCCGACAUAAGGCCCAGUUCUACAAGAAGUACAAGGCAGAGUACGACAACAUUGUCCGCACAGCAUCUGAGCAGUCUGAUAAGAUUGAGAGAUUGGAAGAAAGGGUGGAGACCCUUGUGGAUAAGCUAGAAACUCUCAGAGCUGUGAAGAUGGGCGCAUUUGACGUGGAUGAGAGUGAACAUGAGGAGGGUAACAGGAGGAAGACAGUGUCCCCGAUACGGUUUCAUACGCCGGAUGAGGGACCCACGGCUGCGCGACUUCCAUUCCCUGAUACGAGCGCGGACGGCAAUGUGUUUAAUGUACCGGUUCAGCAAGAAGCUCAGGCGAAUGGACCGGUGAUAAAGGAGGGUGGGGAAGGGUAUGUAUGUAAGUGGAGAGUGGGAGAUGAGACUUGUCAGGUUGUUUGCGAUACCGUAGAGGAAAUUCACACCCACGCAAUCGCACACCAAAGGGCGGAGUUGGAGGCUAAGGGAAUAAUCAUAUGAUGAAGCUUAUCAAAGAAGUCAAAAUAAGGAAACAGUAUGCUAAUACUUUCUUAAGUGUGGUAAAUUUUAUAAGACUUAAUAUUCCAGGGCAUGAACCUUUCUUUUUUGAUUGUU
Messenger RNA from Cryptococcus deneoformans JEC21, 3133 nucleotides. RefSeq names its product plasma membrane protein, putative. The transcript has 3 exons. Gene Ontology annotation, biological process: mitotic spindle assembly checkpoint signaling; attachment of mitotic spindle microtubules to kinetochore. Gene Ontology annotation, cellular component: nuclear envelope; kinetochore; mitotic spindle. The coding region runs from base 89 to 3019 and encodes 976 amino acids. Lineage: Eukaryota; Fungi; Basidiomycota; Tremellomycetes; Tremellales; Cryptococcaceae. The record is from RefSeq and is a predicted model, not a curated record.